Meleagris gallopavo (turkey) is the source of this 1016-nucleotide messenger RNA. Lineage: Eukaryota; Metazoa; Chordata; Aves; Galliformes; Phasianidae. The record is from RefSeq and is a predicted model, not a curated record.
GCAGCUCCUGCAGGCAAACUCUGACUCUGCUCUGCUCUCUCUUUCAGCAACGUACCUUAAGGAUGGAUAUAGAAGACUGUAAUGGACGAUCCUACAUAUCUGGCAGCGGGGAUUCCUCUCUGGAGAAGGAGUUCAGCUCGGCCAUCGUGGGAGCUGCGGUGAGCACACCCAACAGCCAGCACUCCUCCCCGAGCCGCUCCCUCAGUGCCAGCUCCAUCAAGGUGGAGAUGUACAGCGAUGAGGAAGGCAGCCGGCUGCUGGCACAGGAAGACCGCAUGCUGGAAAAGGACGACAGCGUCAUCGUGGAGGAUUCUCUCUCCGAGCCUCUGGGUUUCUGUGACGGGCCGGGCCAGGAGCCCCACUCCCCCGGUGGCAUCCGGCUGCCCAACGGCAAGUUGAAGUGUGACGUGUGUGGCAUGGUGUGCAUCGGCCCCAACGUGCUGAUGGUGCACAAGCGCAGCCACACGGGAGAAAGGCCGUUCCACUGCAACCAGUGUGGGGCUUCCUUCACCCAGAAGGGAAACCUCCUUCGUCACAUCAAGCUGCACUCUGGAGAGAAACCCUUCAAGUGUCCCUUCUGCAAUUAUGCCUGCCGUAGGAGGGACGCCCUCACAGGACACCUGAGGACACACUCUGUCUCUUCUCCCACCGUUGGCAAACCCUACAAGUGCAACUACUGCGGCCGCAGCUACAAGCAGCAGAGCACGCUGGAGGAGCACAAGGAGCGCUGCCACAGCUACCUGCAGAGUCUGAGCGCUGAGCCGCAGGCGCUGGCCGGCCAGCAAGGUGAUGAGAUGAGGGACCUGGAGAUCGUGCCGGACUCCCUGCUGCACCCCUCCGCCGACCGGCCGACGUUCAUCGACCGCCUGGCCAACAGCCUCACCAAGAGGAAGCGCUCCACGCCUCAGAAAUUCGUGGGUAAGGGGCUGCUCCCUCCCCAGCCUGGGCAGAUGGGAGAGGGGUCUGGGGGGGCUGAGGCACUGAUGGCUCACGCUCUGUAGUUGGGUGCUGUGGGU